Messenger RNA from Nanorana parkeri, 1628 nucleotides. RefSeq names its product polyamine oxidase (gene PAOX). The transcript has 7 exons. Bases 55 to 1566 code for a protein of 503 amino acids. The record is from RefSeq and is a predicted model, not a curated record. NCBI's taxonomy places the organism in Eukaryota, Metazoa, Chordata, Amphibia, Anura, Dicroglossidae. Gene Ontology annotation, molecular function: polyamine oxidase activity.
UCCGUGUUGGCCAACCAGCAGUCGCAGGUGUCAGCGGCAGGGAUAGAGGAGCCGAUGGGUCGCCGGUACCGGAGCCCCGCUGUGCUUAUCAUAGGUUCCGGCAUUGCCGGUAUCGGAGCCGCCGCGAAGCUGCACCAGCAUGGUUUCCAUUCAGUUAGGAUCCUGGAGGCAACAGGGAGAACCGGAGGGCGCAUACGGACGCUGAGUUUCGCAAAGGGCCUGGUCGAGAUUGGUGCACAGUGGAUUCAUGGACCGUCUCCAGAGAACCCAGUUUUCCAGCUGUCAUCACAGUAUAAUCUUUUAGGUCCUGAUGCCCUGCUUGAGGAGAACCAGAAAAUGGAUGUGGGAGGCCACCCUCCUGCCAUCCCAGUUAUCUACAGCAGCUCUGGAAAGGAAAUCAGUCCUUCAUCAGUGAUGAAUGUUUUGAAUUUGUAUUUUGAGUGGCUGGAGAAAGCUCGGAAUUUUACAAAAGAUACCUGCAGUCCAGACGCAAGUGUGGGAAGUUUCUUUCGCCAGGAGAUUUUGCGCAGCUCAAAGGAAUGGAAUAAGGACAUAUAUGAGCUGAAUGUGGCACUUUUAAGGACAUUUCUUAAUAUUGAGUGCUGUGUCAGCGGAACCCAUACAAUGGACUAUGUAGCACUUUGCCCCUUUGGAGAGUAUACAAUGUUUCCAGGAGUGGAUUGCACCUUUCCUAAAGGCUACGAAAGUCUUGUGAAUCGGAUUAAAGCAAAUAUACCAAAUGACACUGUAAUACUGAACAAAGCUGUGGAGAGAAUUAACUGGGAUGGUUCCUUCCAGGGCAAUGACUCUCAUAUCUAUCCCGUGCAAGUACAGUGUGAGGAUGGAGACACAUUUCUGGCAGACCAUGUCAUUGUCACUCUCCCGUUAGGAUUCCUAAAAAAGCAUGCAGAUGAUUUCCUUAACCCCCCUUUGCCUCCAAGCAAGAUUCAGGCAAUAAAGAAAUUGGGAUUUGGAACCAUGAACAAGAUCUUGCUGGAAUUUGAAAAGCCCUUCUGGGAUACAAACUCCUCAUAUAUUCAGCUGGUGUGGGAAGGUGAAUCUGCUCUUACAGAUCCCCAGAAAGACUUAAAGAAGAACUGGAUGAAAAAACUGUCUGGAUUUGUGGUGCUGGAGCCACCAGGACAACUUGGCCAUGUUCUAUGUGGAUUCAUAGCUGGCGAGGAGGCUGAAUAUAUGGAGAGCUUAUCAGAUGAAGAGGUCCUGUCCUCAAUGACAUCUCUUCUGAGACAGUUCACAGGGAACCCUGAGCUCCCCCCACCCAUCAGUAUUCUGCGAAGCCAGUGGCACAGCCAGCCUUACACUGGUGGCUCCUACAGCUAUGUGGCCGUGGGCAGUUCUGGAAGUGAUAUUCAGAUUCUUGCAGAGCCUUUACCCAAAGAUAAAGAUGCUGUCAAGCCGCUACAGGUCCUUUUUGCUGGAGAAGCCACAGAAACAAACUUUUAUUCUACAACUCAUGGUGCCUUGAUGUCCGGACGGAGAGAAGCACAGCGUCUAAUUGACAAAUAUCCAGAGCUGGGAACUGCUGUCAGCAAGGCCAAGCUCUAACAUAUUUUCAGCAAUGCAUUGAAAUGUCUAAAUACUUUAAACAGUUUAACAGAAAAUGCAAU